Molecule: messenger RNA, 1794 nt
Organism: Bathycoccus prasinos
Lineage: Eukaryota; Viridiplantae; Chlorophyta; Mamiellophyceae; Mamiellales; Bathycoccaceae
Product: dihydroorotate dehydrogenase
Exons: 1
Coding region: 1-1794 (597 amino acids)
Biological process (GO): pyrimidine ribonucleotide biosynthetic process; 'de novo' pyrimidine nucleobase biosynthetic process
Cellular component (GO): cytoplasm; mitochondrial inner membrane
Molecular function (GO): dihydroorotate dehydrogenase activity
Source: RefSeq, a predicted model, not a curated record
AUGUCGUCGCGAACGGGGAAGUCUUUUUUGCGUUUUCGAAGAGUUUUGGCAGAAAGAGUCGAAAGAAAAGAUUUCUUUUUCACCGGUGUGAACGUAAACGGGAAAGGAGAGACGAUGAUGUUUCAUCGUCGUCAUCAGAGGAGAAGUUUUGCCGGUGGAGGAAAAGGAGGAAAGAAGAUGAAUAAACACGGGAAGAGUUUGAAGAGAAGCACGAUAAACCCGUCGUCUGAAUCGUCGUCGUCUUCGCCGACUCCUGCUGCGCCCGCGAGGACUACGUCGCCGCCUCAAAAUGUAUCUUCUUCUUCUUCUUCUCCUGCUGCUGCUGCUGGUGAAAAUGGUUUUGCGCAAAAGACGACGAAAACGCCAAUAAUGUCAUCAGCAUCAGCAUCAGCAUCAGCAUCCAAAAGUCCUACUCCUGCUCUUACGAAUCAAUCUUCUUCUUCUUCUUCUUCUCUGCUGAAAACGAUUGGCGCGUUGUCCUUGUUCGCGUCCAUCGGGUACGGGUCGCUCCGCGCGGCGGACUCGCCGUUAGCCUCGGACGUCGAGUUCAAGACGUUUGAGUUUUUGGCGCCGGUUUUUAGUCGUUUGAUGGACGCGGAAUCCGCGCAUAAUUUAGGAGUCUCGUUGUUCGCGAACGGAUUGUAUCCAAUCGAACGACGAGAGCGAGAUAACGAUAGAAAUAACGCAGACGCGUCGGGGGAGUACGCGGAAAUGCGAGAGAUGUUGAGAGUGACGAAUGUUUUCAACGAUGGUUUGAUGACGUUUCCAAACCCGAUUGGCUUAGCCGCUGGUUUCGAUAAAGACGCGAAAACUAUCCAAGGAAUGCGCGAGAUUGGGUUUGGAUUCGUGGAAAUCGGCUCGGUGACGCCGCAGCCUCAGGAUGGAAAUCCGAAACCGAGAGUCUUUCGAUUGAGAGAGUUGGACGCGGUGAUUAAUCGAUACGGAUUUAACAGCGAAGGCAUAGAACGAGCGAAAGAAAGGUUAAAGAAAGAAAAGAAUAGAGUAGCAGCGACAGUAGUAGAUAACAAAACAGAAGAGAAAGAAGAAUCGACGACGACGACGACGACAAAUGUUAUAGCACCGAUUGGCGUCAAUCUUGGUAAGAACAAAACGACGCCGGAAUCGGAAGCGGCGAAGAGUUACGCGUUGGGCGCCACAGAGUUAGGUCCAUUUGCGGAUUAUCUCGUCAUCAACGUUAGCUCUCCAAACACGCCCGGGUUGAGAGAUUUGCAGAAAGGUUCGUCUUUGGUGAAGAUUUUACGAGACGUCGUGAACGCUCGCGAUCGGUUGUUGGUGAAAGAGGAGAAGAAAAAAUCUUUGCCGGUGUUGGUCAAAAUCGCUCCGGACGUGGACGAGAAAGGAUUGAAAGAAAUCGCGAAAGCGGUAAAGAAAGCUAAAAUCGACGGCGUCAUCAUCUCCAACACGACGAUUGAAAGGAACGAUCGGGUGCAACAACACGAAAACGGUAAGGAAAUCGGCGGUUUGAGUGGAAAACCGGUGUUUGAGAAAUCGACGGAGGUGUUGCGUCGAUUUUACGAAUUAACCGACGGUUCGAUUCCGUUGGUCGGGUGCGGCGGCGUGUUUACCGGUGAAGACGCUUUGAAGAAGAUCAAAGCCGGCGCAAGUUUGGUGCAAUUGUACACGUCGUUUGCGUACGCCGGACCGGCGUUGAUUCCGAAAGUAAAAAGAGAGCUAUACGAAGCGUUGAAGAGGGAAGGUUUUAAGAACGUCAACGAAGCCGUCGGGUACGACGUGAAGCAAAGAAAGAAACGUAACCGUUUUCUGUUCUUUUAA